GAUCUUCAGUUGGAUUAUGUGUUUGGUUACCGAGGAUUUGAUUCUCGUAACAACCUACAUUAUAUAAACGACGGUGCUGACAUCAUCUUCCACACAGCUGGAGCAGGCAUCGUCCAAAACCUGUCUUCAGGUCAUCAGAGCUUUUACCUAGAACACACAGAUGACAUCAUUUGUCUUGCCGUGAAUCAAAAUCCAAAGUUUAAGAAUGUGAUGGCGUCUGGCCAGAUAGGAACUGUUCCAACUAUACAUGUGUGGGAUGCCUCUACCAAGGAGACAAAGUCGAUACUAAGUGGAGGUCACUCUAAAGGUGUUUGUGCUGUGGACUUCUCCUGCUCAGGGAAAUACUUACUGUCCGUUGGACUUGAAGAUGACCACAAUGUGAUUGUGUGGAGGUGGCAGGAAG
Molecule: messenger RNA, 403 nt
Organism: Mizuhopecten yessoensis (Yesso scallop)
Lineage: Eukaryota; Metazoa; Mollusca; Bivalvia; Pectinida; Pectinidae
Product: echinoderm microtubule-associated protein-like 6
Exons: 2
Molecular function (GO): microtubule binding
Source: RefSeq, a predicted model, not a curated record